This is a messenger RNA of Cladophialophora psammophila CBS 110553, 1509 nucleotides long. Its product is annotated as beta-fructofuranosidase. The transcript is spliced from 2 exons. Bases 1 to 1509 code for a protein of 502 amino acids. Lineage: Eukaryota; Fungi; Ascomycota; Eurotiomycetes; Chaetothyriales; Herpotrichiellaceae. Gene Ontology annotation, biological process: sucrose catabolic process. Gene Ontology annotation, cellular component: fungal-type vacuole. Gene Ontology annotation, molecular function: sucrose alpha-glucosidase activity. The record is from RefSeq and is a predicted model, not a curated record.
AUGAACGAUCCCAAUGGGAUGUUUAUCGACGCACACGGGACGUAUCACUUGUAUUACCAAUACAAUCCGACCGGCAUUGUGGCGGGCAAUCAGCAUUGGGGUCAUGCAACUUCGAAAGACCUGUACCAUUGGGUCAACCAGCAAAUUGCCAUAUUCCCUCCUGACGCACAUUCCAACAUCUAUUCGGGAUCGGCGGUGGUGGACGUGGACAACACGUCGGGGUUCUUUCCACAUCAGAACAACGGCGUGGUGGCUGUCUACACAAUCAACACUCCCACGUCUCAAACACAAGCACUUUCAUAUUCCAUCGAUGGUGGAUACACUUUCCGACCAUACUCUGGCAAUCCGGUGCUGAGCGACAACUCGAGUCAGUUCCGCGACCCCAAGGUCAUCUGGCACGCGCCCACCCAGCAGUGGGUGAUGGCGGUGGCAUAUGCACAGGCUCUCACCCUUGGGUUCUUCACGUCUCCCAACCUAAAGGACUGGGAGCACGUGUCCAACUUUUCCCAUCAUGGCCUGCCAGGCGACCAGUAUGAGUGCCCUAACCUGGUCGAAAUUCGAAUGGAGGGCCAAAAGGAACCGAUGUACUUGCUCACCAUCAGCAUCAAUCCCGGCGCGCCCCUCGGUGGCUCCAUAACGCAAUACUUCCCGGGCUUCUUCAACGGCACCGUCUUCACGCCCGUAGAUGGUGCAGCGCGGAUUAGCGAUUUCGGCAAGGACAAUUACGCGGGCCAGUUCUUCUACGGCAUCCCCGGGGACCGCGAUCAAAUUUCCAUCGCCUGGACUAGCAACUGGCAGUACUCACAGCUGGUGCCUACCGGACCCUCGGAGGGCUGGCGUUCGUCCAUGUCGCUUCCCCGCGUCAAUUAUCUGAAGAACCUCAGCCGGGUCGGCUAUGAUUUGGUAUCCGUGCCGUACAGCUUGUCGCCCGUGAUCAACACCACCUCCUCCCUGGUUCAAAAGACCAUAGUGGGCAACGGCAGCGUCCGCCUGGACUAUUCCUCGGGCGCCUCGGGCGCCCUGUACUUCCAGAUCAACAUCACCGACAUCCCGACCGCCAACAUCAGCGGCACCGCAAACUUCACCUUCCUGUCGUCCCGGUCCGGCGAGUCGGUGCGCGCAGGCUACUUCCUUGCGCCGGACAGCGCCUUCUUCAUCGACAGGGGCAACACGCGCGGGUUCGACAACCCGUUCUUCACGGACAAGUUCUCCACCAGCUGCCCGUACAAUUCCUCGGCGUCUUCAUACACGUGGCGCGUCGAGGGCGUGAUCGACCGGAGCAUCCUCGAGGUCUUCAUCGACGGAGGCGAAUCGUCUGCCACUGUGACGUUCUUCCCGGAGCAGGAGCUCGACACCCUGGUGAUCAACGCGGGCGAUUUGAACCCCGGCGUCACUGUGAGUGCAGCGGUGCAUGGCCUGGACAGCGCGUGGGCAAGGGUUGAGGAUGUCGACGGGACUGUGCUGGGGAACGUCACCGGCCACAAAGCUCAGGAGAGGGAUACCCAUUGA